Peniophora sp. CBMAI 1063 is the source of this 435-nucleotide messenger RNA. Lineage: Eukaryota; Fungi; Basidiomycota; Agaricomycetes; Russulales; Peniophoraceae. The record is from the annotation of a GenBank genome assembly.
AUGUUCUCCCGCGCCAUCAUCCUCGCUGCUGCCGUCGCACUCGUCGCCGCUCACUCGGACUCCGUUACCAUCGCCAAGCGCCAGGAAUCUUCCUGCAAGGACUUCUCUUGCUACCACGAGGACUACGUCCCCGCUCCCGUCAGCAACUGCAACACGGGCGACCUCAUGUGCUGCAACCAGGUUCAGCCGGCGAAGACGUUCGAUUUCUCGCAGUUCAAGGACAGCGAUGUCUUUGAGUACAUCCCCGACCAGCUCCGCGACUCGAACGCACCCGUCGGUACCGAUUGCUCCCCCAUCGUCUCCGACACUUCUGGCGCAGCGCAGUGCAACACGCAGCCGGUCUGCUGUGAUGGCGGUCACUUCUCCGGCUUCUUCUCCGUUAACUGUAACGCUUUCAACGGCGGCACGCAGUCGACUGACAUUACCGACCUCUAA